AUGGCACCAACGGCAGCUAUGCUCAUACUGGGUUAUAACAGCAGAUCAGCUUCACACCCAUCUCCUCCUCCUCCUACUCCCCCAUCAACUGCACCAGUUUUCCAAGUGAAGGCCUUGGCAUUGAAGUGGCUUUCAGACAAUUCCAUAAUUCAACAAACGUCUGAAACAAAGCAGGCCAUGGUGAGUCGGUCGUCUUCAUCUUCGGACUCUGCUGUGGAAAAGAGGUAUCAAGAAGUCCUUGAACUCAGCUGCUGGAACAAUAAUCUCGCUCUCUCUCUCUCCUGUUAA
Molecule: messenger RNA, 288 nt
Organism: Ilex paraguariensis (yerba mate)
Lineage: Eukaryota; Viridiplantae; Streptophyta; Magnoliopsida; Aquifoliales; Aquifoliaceae
Source: the annotation of a GenBank genome assembly